GCCCUGGAGGCAGAGAAGCGGGUUUGGCUUUUGGCAGAGAUGGAGAGCUCGAGGUUGCCUGUCGAGAUUAUUGCUUAUAUUUUAAGCUUUCUGCCCAUCCCUGACAGGAAAGAGGCAUCUCUGGUAAACCGGAUCUGGUAUUCGGCCGCUCAAGAGUCCCUUCGUCAGGAGAACCUCUUGUACAACAUUCCUGCUAGCUCUGCCUCACUGAGGACCAUUAAGAGUUUGGCCCAUAGGCAUGUGGGCAAUGUCAAGAUGACGAACCUGGAUGGAUCUGCCACAUCUCGUGAUGUUGUCAGGCACGUCGCCAGCUACCUGGGGCCACACCUGCUCAGCUUGUGCCUCCAUGGGAGUAGUCUGACAGAGACAAGCUUUGAGGAGCUCCUCCUGGCCUGCCCGUGCCUCACAACCUUGGAUCUAAGUGGCUGCAACAGCCUCUUUAUGUCCGGGACCCUGCUUUCCAAGGAAGAGAGUUACCUGAAAGCCCAGGAGACUCUAGCAAACUUACAGCAGCUGAACUUGUCUGGCUUACGAUACUUGUCUGACAUUUCCUUCAAUCGCUUAACCAACUGGUCUCCGCGCCUGGCCAAGCUCUCCCUUGCUCGCUGCCACAUCACCUUUGAAUUUGAUACUUACCAUGGCUCCACCAACUACAACUCCUCAGCUCUGUUAUCUUUCCGCAACCUCCUGCAGUUCCUGCGGAAGCGAGCCAGCAGCAUGAAAACUUUGGACUUGAGUGGAACCAACAUCUCAAGCCAGGCAAUGAAGUCCCUGGCCCAAGUUGAAAAUCUGCACCUGGAAGGGAUGGUGUUGCAAGCCUGCCAUGAUCUGACCAACGAAACUGUGAGCAUCCUGUGCCAGCACCAGCCCCACAUAACCUCCUUGGAUCUAAGCGGUUGCUCUGAGCUGUCUGACCAGGCCAUCCUGACUGUCUGCUCCCGGCUACCAGGCCUCCGGUGCCUGUGUUUAGGGAAGCUCCCGCGUGUAACUGAAGGUGGUUUCCAAAAGAUCUCACAAUUGAAGCAUCUCCAAAAAUUGGAUGUAUCUGAAUGCAGUCUUGUGAACUGUGGUGAACUGGCAAAAGCUCUUAGUGCUGCCAAGGGACGGCCCAAACUGGUUUCCCUAAAUGCUGCCUUCUGCUCUUUACUACAGGAAAGUUCAAUCCUCUCACUGGCUGAAACCCUGAGCAAGAGCCUUCGGGUUCUGGAUCUCUCAUCCUGUGUGUCACUUGGCAACAGAAGCAUCCAAGCCAUUGCUUCCCACCUCUUGCUCUUGAGAGUCCUGCGUUUGGCCUGGUGCAAAGAACUGACAGAUUGGGGCUUGUUGGGUGUUGAGGAAUCUCAAGAGGAGCGUGAACAUGUUGCAAAGAAGGAUGCAGGCCCUAAAUUCAGCAGAAACUUUGGCAACCUGGGCUUCUUCCAGCCACCUCCACAAGUUCUGGAGCAGGAUGACCAGAUUCUCAUUGACUUCGCCAAGCACUCCGUCCAAGAAAAACGCCAUGCCUCUUUGAGUGCCUUAACCCAUUUGCAAGAUCUUGACCUUACAGCUUGUGGAAAGCUGACGGACAAGAGCAUCGCCAAGGUGAUUAGAUUCCCUGAGCUCCGUCGCCUGUCCCUCAGCCUCGUGCCCAACAUCACAGACAAUAGCCUUCUAGCCAUUGCUCGCCACUGCCGGAGCUUGGAACAUCUGUCCUUGAAUCAUUGUGUGAACCUGACGGAUAAGGGCUUUGUAGAGGCAGCUGGCUCUCUGCCCAGGCUUCAGCAUCUCAUUCUUUCUGGCUGCAACCAGUUAACAACCUGGACUCUGAAGGCUAUUGGUCAAGAGUGUCGGCAACUAAAAAGCUUGGACGUCUCCAUGUGCAGCCAGAUUAGCAUGGCAGAUGUUGAACACUUCCAAUCCUACUUCCCACUACAGAGUCAGGCUAGCAUCCAGUCCCGUUUUGUGGGCGGAGCAGACCUUUCCAUUAGUCUUUGAGGCAGAGAGCACAAAGACAAAGAGUUCAAGAUCAUCGGCUGGCUUCUAAUUUCCCCGGCAGCUUCUGCUGGGAAGGACAAAGUAUCCUUGGGAAACUCCUGCUGCCUUGGUGGUCCCUUGACCAGGGGAUGGUUCAGUUCUCAAACGAUCUUUGUGCAUUAGCCUUCCUAGCAAGGCUACCGUCACCCCAGUGCUGCAAGUUCAACGGAGAAAUUUAUCUUGACCCUGAAAGGAGGUAUCUGGUGCAAGGCAAACACCAUCAGCAAAAAGGAAAGAUGUUGGCUGCUAUUAGUGUAAAAUGUACACAGCCAGUAAGAAAUACUUAUGCUGGCAUGUUCAUGAAGCAAAUAAGAGAUAUUUUAUAUUCAUAAUGUUUUUAAAAGGUCUGAAUUUUAAGAUCAGUGCCCCUUCUGAUCAUUAAAACUGAAAAGUAAA
This is a messenger RNA of Anolis sagrei ordinatus, 2409 nucleotides long. RefSeq lists its product as uncharacterized. NCBI's taxonomy places the organism in Eukaryota, Metazoa, Chordata, Lepidosauria, Squamata, Anolidae. Gene Ontology annotation, cellular component: cytoplasm. Gene Ontology annotation, molecular function: protein binding. The record is from RefSeq and is a predicted model, not a curated record.